This is a messenger RNA of Haliotis rufescens (red abalone), 599 nucleotides long. RefSeq lists its product as uncharacterized. NCBI's taxonomy places the organism in Eukaryota, Metazoa, Mollusca, Gastropoda, Lepetellida, Haliotidae. The transcript has 5 exons. The coding region runs from base 42 to 599 and encodes 185 amino acids. The record is from RefSeq and is a predicted model, not a curated record.
CUCAUACCUCUGUGACACCCGUCGCUGGGGAAAUUGUCCCCAUGGACAUCGAACUGCACAACAAGAGUAUGCUAACCUACCCAGGAACUCCCGACCCACCUAUCGCCUGCUUCAAGAAGACGAUCAACUUCCAUGACUUCUCAAAGGGCUUGGUGGCUAUGAAGUUUGUUGGGAAAAACGUCUGUUUUGUCAAAACAUCUGACGAGACAUAUGAAGAAAUUGUGAAGGUCAUUGAUCGUAUCAAAAAAGGAGAUAACGCCCCAAAGUCUAUAGCCACGGAAGAGUGGGUCACUCCCAGAACUCAAGUGCCUACUGAAGAAGUCGCCCGGAGAGUAGGCUCAAAGAUCGCUAACUUCUGUAGCGGCUGCAAGGUGUAUGUCCUCCAAGAUGGCAAAGUGAUUCGGACUGCUGCAGAUGUCCCCAGAGUAACAAGGCGUGGAAGAGACGAUUCUCCAUCAAGCCUGUCCAAUCAUAGAAGGAGAUCAUGCGGUUGGUUGGCGGUUUGCUUCGGUUGUAGCGUUGGCAGUAGAGAAAAGGAGGAGAGUCACUCUGGGGCAGAUCAGCCUGUAGGCUUGAACAGACAACCCAGCUCGGAAUAA